AUGUCUAAUGGAUAUCGUACACUGUCUCAGCACCUCAAUGACUUGAAGAAGGAGAACUUCAGCCUUAAGUUGCGCAUCUACUUCUUGGAGGAGCGCAUACAGCAAAAGUAUGAAGACAAUAGAGAGGAUGUCUACAGACAGAACAUUGAGCUAAAAGUGGAAGUGGAGAGCCUGAAGCAAGAGCUCCAGGAGAAGCAGCAAAGUUUAGAAAAAGCAUGGACAGAAGCCGAGAAUCAGAGCAAUAAAGAUGAAGCUGAGAUCUGUCGUCUACCAAAGAAUAAGCAUGUCUAUGAGACCCUGGGGAAAAAAAUCCAGGCACUACAUGAGGAGGUGCAAUCUGCAAAGACCAAAGCAGAGAAGAUGGCAACCUUAGCUGAAAUUGAAAAGAAACACAGUCUGGAACUCAACAAGCAGCUGAUGGAUCUUUCUAAGAAGCAAGAUGAAAUUAAAAAAAGCCAGACACUUCUUAUAGCAAAGAAGGACAAGAAGAUUAAUGAGCUGAUAAAGAAUAUGAAAGGGAAGGAACAACUCCUUGCAUUACAAUCCACAAAGGAACUGAAUCUGUCACUAAGUCUGGAGAAACCUGAACAAACUAAAGUGCAGAUCAAUACAGAGAUGAACUCCACCAUCUUUCUUCUCUUUGAAGAGUACUGGGGCCGCUACUUCUGA
Molecule: messenger RNA, 669 nt
Organism: Thamnophis elegans (Western terrestrial garter snake)
Lineage: Eukaryota; Metazoa; Chordata; Lepidosauria; Squamata; Natricidae
Product: myomegalin-like
Exons: 6
Coding region: 1-669 (222 amino acids)
Cellular component (GO): microtubule organizing center
Source: RefSeq, a predicted model, not a curated record